Molecule: messenger RNA, 4034 nt
Organism: Tripterygium wilfordii
Lineage: Eukaryota; Viridiplantae; Streptophyta; Magnoliopsida; Celastrales; Celastraceae
Product: PH, RCC1 and FYVE domains-containing protein 1-like
Exons: 10
Coding region: 478-3729 (1083 amino acids)
Molecular function (GO): metal ion binding
Source: RefSeq, a predicted model, not a curated record
UCCUCUUCUUUGACUCUCUCUGGACUUUUAUUUACAAAAAGACUCCUUCCUUCGUUUCUCUCUCUAAUCUUUUUUUUCCCUUCUCUCCCGUAGUCUGGUUCUCCCUGGCUGACACUUCUGUCUCCGGCCUCGACACUGCGGCGAAACCGUUUAUUCUAUCUGGAGAGCUGGUCUUCUUUGACUCCAAGGCAGCUAUUCUUGCUCUACAGAGUCUGCACUAAGUGGACCGGGGGUUUAGACUUCGGCGAUCAGUGUUAGACUUGAAUUUUGGUCGGAGAGGAUCUAGGGCUUCUGAUUUUUCGGGACGUGGUAGAUCUUCUGUACUGUUUUCGUUGUUGUGGUGGUGGUGGUGGUGGUGGCGGUGAUGUGAGAGUGGUAGUGGAUGUCACAGAGGAGGAAGGUUGUGUGGCGUUACAUGAUGAGCGGACCUUCGAAGAGGGAUCGUGGAGGGUGGUGGCGUUUUGGUAAAUCUUUCACAUGAAUGCCGAACUUGACAUCGAGCAGGCAUUAAUUGCUCUAAAGAAGGGUGCUCAACUUCUGAAAUAUGGUCGUAAAGGGAAACCCAAGUUUUGUCCAUUUAGACUCUCUUAUGAUGAAACAUCUUUGAUUUGGAUUUCAAGUAUUGGCGAAAGAAGUUUGAAGUUAGUUUCUGUCUCAAAAAUUAUUUUCGGGCAAAGAACUGCGGUUUUCCAACGGUAUCUUCAUCCUGAAAAGGAUUAUCCGUCAUUUUCACUUAUAUACAAUAACGGAAAACGGUCCCUUGAUCUGAUUUGCAAGGACAAAGUUGAGGUGGAAGUGUGGAUUGCAGGCCUAAAGGCUUUAAUACCCUCUGGUCAAGAUGGACGACCCAAAAUUGACAGAUGGAAUGAUGGAGGCCUCUACCUUGAUGAUAGCGAAGAUUUGACUUCAAAUAGUGCAAGUGACCGUUCCGUUAGUCUUACACAUGAUUUUAGCUCUCCAGAGUUGCAUGUAGCAUCAGACAAUACGAACAUGCAAGUUAAAGGAACUGGUUCAGAUGCUUUUCGAGUUAGCACUUCUAGUGCACCCAGCACUUCUAGUCAUGGCUCCGUGCCAGACGAUUGUGAUGCUCUGGCUGAUGUGUAUAUAUGGGGAGAAGUUAUAUGUGACAACAUUGCAAAAGUUGGGGCUGAUAAGAAUGCUAGUUAUUUGAGCACAGAAGCUGAUGUGCUUGUCCCCAGGCCAUUAGAAUCUAAUGUAGUUUUGGAUGUACAUCAUAUUGCCUGUGGUGUGAAGCAUGCUGCCCUAGUCACAAGGCAAUGUGAAAUCUUUACAUGGGGUGAAGAAUCAGGUGGAAGGCUUGGCCAUGGUGUGGGGAAGGAUGUCAGUCAACCCCGCCUUGUUGAAACUUUGGCAUUUACUAGUGUUGACUUUGUAGCCUGUGGAGAGUUCCACACAUGUGCUAUUACUAUGGCUGGGGAACUAUAUACAUGGGGUGAUGGCACACAUAAUGCUGGGCUUCUUGGUCAUGGUACUGAUGUUAGUCACUGGAUACCCAAGAGAAUCUCAGGUCCUCUUGAGGGACUGAAAAUUGCUUCAGUAACUUGUGGUCCAUGGCAUACUGCCUUGGUAACUUCAACAGGACAGCUCUUUACAUUUGGUGAUGGAACAUUUGGUGUCUUGGGCCACGGCGACAGAGAAAAUGUGGCUUAUCCAAGAGAAGUAGAAUCCCUUUCUGGGUUGAGAACAAUUGCCGUUGCAUGUGGAGUCUGGCAUACUGCUGCUGUGGUAGAGGUUAUUGUUACACAGUCUAGUGCCAGUGUCUUAUCUGGAAAACUGUUUACUUGGGGUGAUGGAGACAAAAAUCGUCUUGGACAUGGAGACAAGGAACCUCGACUGAAACCUACAUGUGUGCCAGCACUUAUUGACUACAACUUCUGUAAAGUAGCUUGUGGUCAUAGCUUAACUGUUGGGUUGACGACAUCAGGACAUGUAUUUACAAUGGGGAGUACUGUUUAUAGUCAACUUGGGAAUCCCCAUGCUGAUGGAAAGCUCCCAUGCUUGGUAGAAGAUAGGCUUGCUGGGGAAUCUGUUGAGGAAAUUGCUUGUGGUGCUUAUCACGUUGCAGUUUUAACAUCCAGGAAUGAAGUUUAUACGUGGGGAAAGGGUGCUAAUGGGAGGUUAGGCCAUGGAGAUAUUGAGGAUCGUAAAUCACCAACUCUUCUUGAGGCUUUGAAGGAUAGGCAUGUGAAAUAUAUUGCUUGUGGUUCAAACUACUCUGCAGCCAUAUGCCUACAUAAAUGGGUAUCUGGUGCUGAGCAGUCACAGUGCUCGGCAUGUAGACAGGCUUUUGGGUUUACUCGAAAGAGACAUAACUGCUAUAAUUGUGGACUUGUGCACUGCCAUUCAUGCAGUUCCAGGAAGGCCACAAGAGCAGCAUUAGCGCCUAAUCCUGGAAAACCGUAUCGAGUUUGUGAUUCCUGUUUUACCAAACUGAACAAAGUGUCAGAAGCUAGUGUAAAUAAUAGGAGCACUUUACCUCGGCUUUCAGGUGAAAACAAGGAUAGGUUAGACAAGGCUGAGCUAAGAUUGUCCAAGUCAGGAGUACCAUCUAAUAUGGAUUUGAUUAAGCAGUUAGAUAGCAAAGCAGCCAAACAAGGAAAGAAAGCUGAGGCAUUCUCUUUAGUCCACUCGUCUCAAGCACCUUCUUUGCUGCAGUUGAAAGAUGUUUUGUAUAGUGCAGUUGAUUUACGGAGAAUGGCUCCCAAGCCAAUUCAUGCACCAUCAGGAGUAAGUUCCAGGUCAGUAUCACCUUUCUCAAGGAGACCUAGUCCCCCACGGUCUGCUACACCUGUCCCCACAACGUCAGGACUUUCUUUUUCUAAAAGCAUUGCUGAUAGUUUGAAGAAAACAAAUGAACUUCUGAAUGAGGAGGUGCUAAAGUUGCGUGCACAGGUCGAGAAAUUGAGACAGAGAUGUGACCUUCAAGAAGUAGAGCUUCAGAAAUCAGCGAAAAAAGCUCAAGAAGCUAUGGCACUGGCUGCCGAGGAAUCAGCUAAAUCUAAAGCUGCAAAAGACGUCUUAAAGUCUCUUACUGCACAGCUCAAGGAUAUGGCUGAGAGGAUGCCACCUGGGGUUUAUGAUACUGAGAGCAUAAAGCUAGCUUACCUACCCAACGGAUUAGAGUCAAAUGGUGCUCAUUAUGCUGAUGCAAAUGGGGAGCGUCAUUCAAGAUCUGAUUUUAUCAGCAGCUCUUUCCUUGCUUCCCCUACAGGAACCAACACUACUACCCCAAAUGGAAAUCAAGUUCCUAUUCAACUGGCGAGGGAUCCACCUAUAGCCAAUCGAGGAGAUGAUCAUCCAGAUUUCAGACUGCUCAAUGGUAGUGGAGGGGUUCUGGUGAGUAGCGGUAGUGGGACAGUUGAGGCUGAUGGAAAGGAAUCCAGGGAAUUCCGAGCUAGCAAGCAUGGCUUGAAAUCUAAUAGUUCCGCAUUGUCUACUAAUGGAAAUCAAGUUGAGGCUGAGUGGAUUGAGCAGUAUGAACCUGGCGUGUAUAUAACUCUUGUUGCCUUGCGUGACGGAACUAGAGAUCUCAAACGACUUCGCUUCAGCCGAAGAAGAUUUGGAGAGCACCAGGCAGAGGAUUGGUGGUCGGAGAACUGUGAAAAAGUAUAUGAAAGAUACAAUGUUCGUGGUUCAGACAAAUCUUCAGUUUCUGGCCAGACUGCACGCAGAGCAGAUGGAAACUUUUCUCCCACCUCCCAGGCUUAACAACAUAAGAGAUUGAGAAGUUCACGUGUUUUGAAACAGAUUUUGGCUCCAGCCAUUGUGAAGCUUAGAAGUCGAAGCAAGAUUAAUCAGGGCGACACCUCCUUUUGAUACGUUUGUGACAUCCUCUUCUUCCCUCUUUCUUACAGUCUUAAUUUAUUUCUUCUUCCAUUUAAUUCUGGGCAUAUUCCCAUUUACAUAUUUGCUGUUGUAUCAUAGUGUGUAUAUAAAAGCAUUAGUUUUGGCAGAAUAGAUCAAUAGAGUUUAUGAGCAUAAUAUAUAUAUAUUAAUCUUUUUGUUUGGGUUAA